Malassezia vespertilionis is the source of this 510-nucleotide messenger RNA. Its product is annotated as nicotinamide N-methyltransferase. Lineage: Eukaryota; Fungi; Basidiomycota; Malasseziomycetes; Malasseziales; Malasseziaceae. The record is from RefSeq and is a predicted model, not a curated record. Bases 1 to 510 code for a protein of 169 amino acids. The transcript has 2 exons.
AUGGCGGACCUGGACAUUUUUGAGGACGCGCUCUUGACCGUGUUUGACUACCACCAGCCAGCGCACGGAGACCCAGGCUCCGACAGCACAUAUACCCAUACACAACUCCCUUCAUGGUGCGACGUGAAUGGGACUCGCACAGUGCAGUACCGGAUCCCAAAUACGACGAGCACCAAUACCAAGCUCUUUGCACACCACCAAUGGGAUGCAGGCAUCCACCUGGCCAACUUGCUGGCGAGUGCGGUCUCAGGCGACGGCCCUGCUUGGGCAGAUCCACGCGCGAAAUGCGUAGUGGAGCUUGGUGCAGGGACGGGACUGCCUGGCCUCGUCGCUGCUGCGCUUGGCGCUCGCUCGACGGUCUUGACAGACUACCCUGAUACCGAGAUCCUCGCGAAUCUCGCGGCGAACGCUGCUGCACUAAAAAAGCGCGCACCCCUCUUGCUACCGCUGCAAACAAUGGGCCUUGCGUGGGGAGACGCAGCGCAGGAAGCGUACGUUGUCGUGUGCUGA